AACCCCCAUGGGUACCCCUCUAGAAUGACUGUGGGUAAACUGAUGGAGCUAAUGGGGAGUAAGGCUGGUGUCCUGGACUGGAAAUUCCACUAUGGAACAGCUUUUGGUGGAGACAAGGUGUGUGAUCUCUCAGAAGAUUUGGUCAGACACGGAUUUAAUUAUCUCGGCAAAGAUUUUGUCACCUCAGGAAUAACAGGGGAACCACUUGAGGCCUACAUUUUCUUUGCUCCCAUAUACUACCAGAAACUGAAGCACAUGGUCCUAGAUAAAAUGCACGCCCGAGCCAAAGGUCCGCGAGCUGUAUUGACUCGACAACCCACAGAGGGCCGAUCUCGAGAUGGUGGCCUGAUACUGGGGGAGAUGGAGCGAGAUUGUCUCAUUGGAUAUGGAGCAAGUAUGCUGUUGUUGGAGAGACUGAUGAUAUCCAGUGAUGCCUUUGAGGUGGAUGUUUGCGGUGAAUGUGGCCUUCUGGGAUACUCGGGCUGGUGCGAGUUCUGUAAAUCUUCACGUCACGUGUCCACUCUCAAAAUGCCGUACGCCUGUAAACUGUUAUUCCAGGAAUUACAGUCAAUGAACAUUGCUCCGAGACUCUCCCUCAAACCUUAUAAUGAAGUAUAAAGACAGACAACUCCUCAAUUUGUUUUCGUAUUAAUUUUGUUGACCCAAAAUAAA
Messenger RNA from Saccostrea cuccullata (small rock oyster), 672 nucleotides. Its product is annotated as DNA-directed RNA polymerase III subunit RPC2-like. The record is from RefSeq and is a predicted model, not a curated record. Bases 25 to 618 code for a protein of 197 amino acids. Gene Ontology annotation, biological process: DNA-templated transcription. Gene Ontology annotation, cellular component: RNA polymerase III complex. Gene Ontology annotation, molecular function: DNA binding; ribonucleoside binding. Lineage: Eukaryota; Metazoa; Mollusca; Bivalvia; Ostreida; Ostreidae. The transcript has 4 exons.